AUGGCAGCGGAGCAAGAUCCCUCAUUCUUGCGAUGGCUGGUGCUUCUUUGCAUGUUCGGAUUGGGGCUGGUGCAGGCCAUCGGUUGGAUGACUUACAGUGCCAAUCCAGACAUAGCUGCUGAUUUUUACGGCUUCGAAAACCCGAAGGCGUCCAUCGACAUGCUGCUGAACUGGGGUUCCAUUAUGUACUUGCCCGUGGCGCCCGUUGCGGGAUGGAU
Messenger RNA from Symbiodinium necroappetens, 218 nucleotides. The record is from the annotation of a GenBank genome assembly. Lineage: Eukaryota; Dinophyceae; Suessiales; Symbiodiniaceae.